AUGUUGUUCAACUGCCAAUCUUUGCUUGUAGGGAUCUCCUUGAUCUCUCAGGCCCUGUCUGCACCUAUUUUGGAGUCGAGGGCAACUGCUGCCGCUUCUGCUUUCCCUGAUUUGCACCGUGCAGCACAGCUUUCUUCCGCUGCCUACAGCGGUUGCAAAGGAACAGCUUUCGAUGUCACUAUUACUAAGAGGAUUGAUGACAUCCUGACCGGUACCGAUGGAUUCAUCGGAUACUCCACCGAGAAGAAGAAGAUCUCAGUCAUCAUGAGGGGCUCAACAUCUAUUGUCGAUCUCUUGAAUGACAUUGACAUUCAUCUCGUGACUCCUUCGCUCUCCGGCGUGACUUUCCCAUCCGACGUGCAGAUCAUGAGGGGUAUUAGCAGGCCUUGGUCCGCUAUACACGACACCGUCAUCGCCGAAGUCAAAUCGCUCAUCGCGAAAUACCCGGAUUACACUUUAGAGGCAAUUGGACAUUCUCUAGGUGGUGCCCUCACAUCCAUUGCCCACGUUGCACUGGCCCAGAACUUCCCGGACAAGGAACUCACCAGCAAUGCUCUUGCUGCUUUCCCUAUCGGCAAUGAGGCGUGGGCCAACUUUGCUGGCUCGCAGCCCGGUACUUUCAACCGUGGAAAUAACGUUCUUGACGGUGUUCCAAACAUGUACUCGAGUGGCCUUGUCAACUUUAAGCACUAUGGAACCAGCCCCUUUCAUUUCAAUGUUCAAUCGCUUACCUACCGUGACCAUGAACAGGAAUACUACAGCUCCGGCUCGGAGUCCAGCUGCGUGAAGUGUGAAGGGCAGCGAGACAGGGCCUGCUCUGCCGGCAAUGGCAUGUACGCUGUGACUAUCGGUCACUUCUCAAGCUUUGGUAUUACGAUGCUUACUGCUGGUUGUGGCGGGCUUUGA
Messenger RNA from Penicillium mononematosum, 906 nucleotides. Its product is annotated as lipase family protein. Gene Ontology annotation, biological process: lipid metabolic process. Bases 1 to 906 code for a protein of 301 amino acids. The record is from RefSeq and is a predicted model, not a curated record. The transcript has 6 exons. NCBI's taxonomy places the organism in Eukaryota, Fungi, Ascomycota, Eurotiomycetes, Eurotiales, Aspergillaceae.